AGUGUUGGGUAAAAUUGAUAAAAGAUAUAAGUAGUGCCUACUCCGGGGCUAUGAUAAAAUGGAAAGUAUCGAGGAAGAGAUUGAGGCACCAGACCAAGUCAAUAUAAGCGUGAAUGCGCAGACUUGUCGCGUUUGCCUGGAGUCCCACGAAACCACAUUAUGCCUUCGCGAUGAAAUUGAGUUUAACGACCUGAACUUAGAGCUGUGGCAGCUGUUGGAGAACGUAUCCAAUGUGAAGUGCAACUGGAACGAACCGAAUCUACCGACACAGCUGUGCCAGAGCUGCACGCGUCGCCUGAUUAGUGCCUAUGAGUUUAUACGCGACGUCGAAAAGUCCAAUGAGACGCUACAGGCAUUGUGUAGCCAUCUGGAGCGGGAGCAAUCAGCUGCUGCCGUUGUGAAUGUGGAUGUGGAGGAAUAUGAGGAACUAGUUCAAGAGGAAGAUCAUUUCGUGCAGUUGGAUGAAUGCGAAUCCGUCAUUGAACUACAUGAGGAAGAGGAGGAUGAGGCGGAAGUGGAGGCGGAGCUGGUACACUCAGAAGAAACACCAUGUGAGGAAAAGCCCCUGCUGAACAAUAGCACUGACGAACCGAGCGAACUUGUACAAGAAGACUCCGAUGCAGAGAUAAGUGUUGAGCCCGGUCUUUUGGAAGAGCGACCCUCACAGCUGGGCAUGCGACUGGCGCACUCCCAAAACUAUAUGUACAAAUGUGCCAGUUGUCCACGGAUCUUUGCUAAAAAUAAAUCGCUGGCUCGCCAUUUCGCCACCGCACACAGGCAAGCGGCAAAUGUUGCUGCCCAGGAGCUGGCCAGGGAGCACAGCAGCAGCGGCGCCCUCAUCUGCGAACACUGUCCGCGAUUAUUCAAGCGUCAGGACACACUGCGCCGCCAUCUGAUUGCAUUUCAUCCGGAGGUGGUCGCCGCCAGUGGCGAUGCCGACGAUCUUGCCAGGAGUGUGCCGCCCAAGCGUGCUGCCAAGCGUCGUGAGUGCCCCCAUUGUGGAAUUAGUUUUCCCGUCUCCAGCCUAACGAUACACAUACGACGGCAUACCGGCGAUAAUCCGUACAAGUGCGACGUAUGCGACAAGGCAUUUCCACGCGGCCAGGAUCUGAAUCUGCACAAGCGCCAGCAUACCGGCGAGCGUCCGAGCGAAUGCAAAAUCUGCGCCAAGAAAUUCAUUUCGCAAAACAAACUGGCGCGCCACAUGCGCCUCCACACGGGCCAUCGUCCCUACGCCUGUGACAAGUGCGACAAGAGAUUUGUGCAGUCCAACGAUCUGAAGAUUCACAUGCGACGGCACACGGGCGAACGACCCUACGCAUGUGGUGUUUGCGAUAAGAGUUUUGUAUGCGGCUCCCUCUUGAAUAUUCAUCGCAACCAGAAGCGACACCAUGAGACUGGCCGGGAGGGCGUCGAUUACCUCGAUCCCUAUGAGAACAGUCGCGUGAACAAGCGACGUGCCGAGGACAUUGAACGGAUGCGACUCCAGCGGGAGGGCGAAUCGCUGCCACCCAUGUUGCUGCGUCCAUACAACUGCGGUAUCUGCGGGGAUAACUUCAAGAGUGGCGCCUUGCUCACGAUUCAUCGCAAUAAAAUGGCCCACUAUGAGAUCGGCAAGGUGGACUACGGUGAUCCCUACGAACAGCGAUACAAGCAGCAGCAGCAACAACUAAGAACAGCGCAAAGCGAGGAUUAAACGUAUUUGAUUUAAAUUAAAAACGCUUUUACAAACUGCUCAAAAUUGUACAAGUUUACCAAUGUCCAUAAAAAUUUCAAUUUAAAAUUAAGUUUAAACUAAAUACUCGUUAUGAUAAAGGUAAUUAAUACAUUAAUAUUAGCUAUAAUUAUAUGUACAUAUUGUACCAAAUAUACAUAUUUCUAAUUUCGUUCACAUUGAUAUAAGUCUUCAUAUACAUUAAUAAAUAUUUCAAAUAU
Molecule: messenger RNA, 1935 nt
Organism: Drosophila grimshawi
Lineage: Eukaryota; Metazoa; Arthropoda; Insecta; Diptera; Drosophilidae
Product: zinc finger protein 2 homolog
Exons: 2
Coding region: 59-1696 (545 amino acids)
Biological process (GO): regulation of transcription by RNA polymerase II
Cellular component (GO): nucleus
Molecular function (GO): RNA polymerase II cis-regulatory region sequence-specific DNA binding; DNA-binding transcription factor activity; zinc ion binding
Source: RefSeq, a predicted model, not a curated record